Molecule: messenger RNA, 597 nt
Organism: Budorcas taxicolor (takin)
Lineage: Eukaryota; Metazoa; Chordata; Mammalia; Artiodactyla; Bovidae
Product: 40S ribosomal protein S10
Exons: 2
Coding region: 1-597 (198 amino acids)
Cellular component (GO): cytosolic small ribosomal subunit
Molecular function (GO): structural constituent of ribosome; RNA binding
Source: RefSeq, a predicted model, not a curated record
AUGUUGGUCAAAAGUUUGCUGAGAGUAGACCUUAAAUGUGCUUACCAUAACAACGAAAAUGGCUUUCCAGCGCCGGCCCCGGACACAGCAACCGUCGCGAUCUUGAUGCCCAAGAAGAACCGGAUUGCCAUUUAUGAACUCCUUUUUAAGGAGGGGGUGAUGGUGGCCAAGAAGGAUGUCCACAUGCCCAAGCACCCGGAGCUAGCAGACAAGAAUGUGCCCAAUCUUCACGUCAUGAAAGCCAUGCAGUCUCUCAAGUCACGAGGCUACGUGAAGGAACAGAUUGCCUGGAGACAUUUCUACUGGUACCUCACCAACGAGGGCAUCCAGUAUCUCCGCGAUUACCUCCACCUGCCCCCUGAGAUCGUGCCCGCCACCCUGCGCCGCAGCCAUCCUGAGACUGGCCGGCCACGGCCCAAAGGUCUGGAGGGAGAGCGACCUGCAAGACUCACACGAGGGGAAGCCGACAGAGACACACACAGACGAAGCGCCGUGCCCUCUGGUGCCGACAAGAAAGCCGAGGCUGGAGCUGGGUCAGCAACUGAAUUCCAGUUUAGAGACAGAUUUGGUCAUGGACGUGGUCAGCCACCUCAGUAA